AUGGCUACCACUGGUCCAUCACUCAUCAGCUCCCUCUCCAUCUUCACCCCAGCAUCGGAAUACACCAUCUCAGGGCUCAUCCGUAAAGCUAAAACCACCACCUGUCAGCUUGAUCCUCUUCCCACCACCCUGGUCAAGGCUUGCCUACCAGCCAUAUUACCCAUGAUCACUGACAUAAUUAACUCCUCCCUCUCCUCUGGAAUUGUACCCACCUCCCUCAAACUAGCUGCAAUCACUCCCAUCCUCAAAAAAAACGGUACUGACCCAGCCGAUCUAAACCACUACAAGCCCAUCUCCAACCUACCCUUAAUUUCCAAGACCCUUGAGAGGGUGGUUGCUGCACAGCUUCAGUCCCAUCUUGACACAAACAACCUCCAUGAACCCUUCCAAUCUGGUUUUCUGCCAAAAACACAAUCCACAAACCGUACCCACACUGGAGAAAAACCUUUCACCUGUGACCAGUGUGAGAAGAGAUUUAGCCAUUCAGACUCAUUGAAGGUCCACCAGAGAAUCCACACUGGAGAAAAACCUUUCACCUGUGACCAGUGUGAGAAGAGUUUCUGGAGUUCAGGGAAUUUGAAGAUCCACAAACGUACCCACACUGGAGAAAAACCUUUCACCUGUGACCAGUGUGAGAAGAGCUUUAGCCAGUCAUACUCAUUGAAGGUCCACCAGAUAAUCCACACUGGAGAAAAACCUUUCACCUGUGACCAGUGUGAGAAGAGCUUUAGUAUCUCAAGCAAUUUUAAGGUCCACCAGCAAACCCACACAGGAGAAAAACCUUUCACCUGUGACCAGUGUGAGAAGAGUUUCUGGAGUUCAGGGACUUUGAAGGUCCACCAGCGAACCCACACUGGAGAAAAACCUUUCACCUGUGACCAGUGUGAGAAGAGCUUUAUCCAGUCAGCCGAUUUGAAGGUUCACCUGCGAACCCACACUGGAGAAAAACCCUACUCCUGCGACCAGUGUGAUAAGAGCUUUAGCCACUCAAGCCAUUUUAAGGUCCACCAGCGAACCCACACUGGAGAAAAACCUUUCACCUGUGACCAAUGUGAGAAGAGCUUUAGCGGGUCAGGCUAUUUGAAGAUUCACCAGCGAACCCACACUGGAGAAAAACCUUUCACCUGUGACCAAUGUGAGAAGAGCUUUAGCGGGUCAGGCUAUUUGAAGAUUCACCAGAGAAUCCACACUGGAGGAAAAAACCCUACUCUGUGACCAGUGUGAGAAAAGCUUUAGGCAGUCAGGCCAUUUGAAGAUUCACAAGCGAACCCACACUGGAGAAAAUCCUUUCACCUGUUGACCGCUUGUUUUGAAGAGCUUUAGCCGGUCAGGCUAUUUGAAGAUUCACCAGAGAAUCCACACGGGAGAAAAACCCUACUCCUGUGACCAGUGUGAGAAAAGUUUCAAGGACUCACGCUCAUUAAAGCACCACCAGAUAAUCCACACUGGAGAAAAGCCUUUCACCUGUGACCAGUGUGAGAAGAGUUUCUUGACUUCAGGCAAUUUGAAGAUUCACAAACAUACCCACACUGGAAAAAAACCUUUCACCUGUGACCAGUGUGAGAAAAGCUUUAGGCAAUCAGG
This is a messenger RNA of Gymnodraco acuticeps, 1584 nucleotides long. Its product is annotated as zinc finger protein 664-like. NCBI's taxonomy places the organism in Eukaryota, Metazoa, Chordata, Actinopteri, Perciformes, Bathydraconidae. Bases 1 to 1215 code for a protein of 404 amino acids. Gene Ontology annotation, biological process: regulation of transcription by RNA polymerase II. The transcript has 2 exons. Gene Ontology annotation, molecular function: DNA-binding transcription factor activity, RNA polymerase II-specific; RNA polymerase II cis-regulatory region sequence-specific DNA binding. Gene Ontology annotation, cellular component: nucleus. The record is from RefSeq and is a predicted model, not a curated record.